Messenger RNA from Erigeron canadensis, 2004 nucleotides. Its product is annotated as cold-responsive protein kinase 1-like. The transcript is spliced from 8 exons. Gene Ontology annotation, biological process: protein phosphorylation. Gene Ontology annotation, molecular function: protein kinase activity; ATP binding. The record is from RefSeq and is a predicted model, not a curated record. Lineage: Eukaryota; Viridiplantae; Streptophyta; Magnoliopsida; Asterales; Asteraceae. The coding region runs from base 15 to 1889 and encodes 624 amino acids.
AGAAACAGAAAAGCAUGAAGCAAGUCGAAAAUCUUCGAUUGUCGUGGCUAACGACCACCCUUGUCGUAAUGGUGCUCGUAACCAAUAAUGCGGAAUCACAACCUACAGCUGAAAGAAAUAGCACUCUGAUGUUUUUUCAAUGUACUAGGAAUUACUAUCUGAAUGAAGAGUCUUACAUAACCAACCUUAAUGCCACCCUUACUAAAUUGCGUUCGCAAUUAACCACAAGCAGUAACGCUGAAGCACACAUCACAGAUGGUGAUGCCGUGUGGGGAAUCGCUUGGUGCAGGGGGUAUCUUUCUGUUCCAGAAUGUCUAGAUUGUUUCGACUAUGCUGUUGGUCAGUUAAAAACAUGUGGAUCUGGCAAUGUUGCGCAUGUUAUUUACAACGACUGCAAUGUCAGGUAUGAGAGCUAUAACUUCAUCCCUGGUUAUAGUAAUCGGGCUAGCAGGGCAUUAUGUGACAAUGUAACAUCCCUCCAGCCAACAGAGUUUCGAACAGCAGCAGAUAAGUUAUUACUGGACCUACAAAUUGCUGCACCUAGAACGCCGAAUUUCUAUGCAGCUUCUACCAGGCAAAUAGCUGAUGGUAAUGCAACCGUCUAUGCAUUUGCCCAAUGUUUUCAAAACCAGACUGUGUGUUCAGAAUGCUUAAAGUCGACAUCUAGUGCUCUACAUGAUUGUCUUCCAGGUAUUUCUGGCCGGGGAAUGGACAACGGAUGCUUCAUGAGAUAUUCCAGCACUCCAUUUUUUCAACAAAACCAGACAAUGGAUCUUACAUCUCUUCUUUGGAAUGAAGAUUCAAUCAAUAAGAGAUCCAUAAUUUGGGGAGUCGUUGGAGGUUUAAGCUUUUUGUUGCUUGUAAUUGCAUUUUUGCUAUGGCGUUUUAGGUUGAGAAUGGCAAAUAGAAGCCAACAAGACACACCAGAGCAAGUUGGGGCGGCAGUUAAUUACAAUUACAAACAUCUGCAGUUGGCUACCAAUAACUUCAGUGAAGAAAAUAUUUUAGGGAAAGGUGGUUAUGGGGAGGUAUUCAAGGCAACUUUUGAUGAUCAGAAAGUUGUGGCAGUGAAGAAGCUUAAUGUUGGAUUUGCUGGAGCAAAAGUAGAAUUUGAAAAUGAAAUCUUACUUAUAAGUAACAUUCACCAUCGAAAUCUUCUCCGUCUACUAGGAUGGUCCAGUGAAGAGUCUAAUCUUUUACUUGUCCUGGAAUUUAUGCCAAAUGGAAGCCUUGACACGUUCCUAUGGGGUUCCAAAAAGGGUACCCUGAACUGGAACCAGCGAUAUGACAUUAUCUUAGGGAUAGCUAAGGGUCUCGCUCAUCUACAUGGAGAAUUCCAUGUGAAGAUCAUUCAUAGAGAUAUAAAGUCGAGCAACAUUCUCCUUGAUGACGAUUUUCAACCCAAAAUUGCAGAUUUUGGGCUGGCAAGGUUUCAAGCGGCGGAUCAAAGUCAUAUUACCACAAAGUUUGCUGGGACAUUGGGUUACACAGCGCCAGAAUAUGCACUUCGUGGCGCUUUAUCAGAUAAAGUCGACACUUUCAGCUUUGGUAUCGUGGUUCUUGAAAUUAUUAGUGGUCGACGGUGUACUGACGUGGAAUUUAAUGGGAUGUCUACCAAUGGCCUUUUAGACCAUGCAUGGAAGUUGUAUGAAAAUAAAGAAUAUAUGAACUUGGUUGAUGAGACAAUGGAUUCAAAUCAAUAUGAAGAUAAAAAGGUAAUGGAGAUAACUGAGAUUGCAUUGUUAUGCACACAGGCGGCGGUUUCUAAGAGACCAAACAUGGCUGAAGUAGUUUGGAUGCUUUCAAAUCAUCCAUCAUUCGGGGACAGACAGCUAAUAAGGCCUAACUUCAUUGAUCACAAUAGGAAGGUUCAUAUAAGAUCUUUAUAGGAUUCUAUAUAUUGACAUUGAUAAGUAAUGUUUUUGAGAUAUCAACUAUUGGUACUAUACAUUGUGAAAAAGGCCAGAGAUGUCCAAGUAUAUGUUUUGCAAGUUAAGAUCUCAA